This is a messenger RNA of Prosopis cineraria, 2658 nucleotides long. Its product is annotated as casein kinase 1-like protein HD16. The transcript is spliced from 17 exons. Bases 358 to 2505 code for a protein of 715 amino acids. Lineage: Eukaryota; Viridiplantae; Streptophyta; Magnoliopsida; Fabales; Fabaceae. Gene Ontology annotation, cellular component: nucleus; cytoplasm. Gene Ontology annotation, biological process: peptidyl-serine phosphorylation; signal transduction; endocytosis. The record is from RefSeq and is a predicted model, not a curated record. Gene Ontology annotation, molecular function: ATP binding; protein serine/threonine kinase activity.
UAUAAAAAUUAAUUUGCUGUGUUCUCGUUCCCUGGAAGUAAUCAAGCAUUUCCCCCAGUCCAUCUCUAUCUCGUUACCCUUCCACGCCUUGAUUCCUUCAUUUUCAGUGUAAUCGUUUCGAAAACCCUAAUUUGGAUGCCACGAUCCGCUGUUUGCAGAUUGUGGGGUUCCAGAUAUUCUAGAGGAAAAACACCGGAACCUGUUUGAUGCAUUAGUUGGACUGGUCGAAUUUCCUUCAUUGCAGUGCUGCAUUUUGGUUUUGGCCGGAAUUGACAGGGUCUGAAUCGAAUAUCUGAAAGUUUUUGUUCGAGUUUUUGGUGCUGGAUUUGGCGGGUGUCGUCGGAAGGAGGAUGAACGAUGCCGGUGCUGCGUAGUGGAGUGCGCAGGGGCCGAAUAGCAGCGAAGCAACAGCAAGAGAAGCAGCCUAAUCCGAUCGAAGAAGGCGAAGCGAUUGCAACGAGGACAAGGAGGAGAAGGGCGGCGGCGGCGGCGAAGGAUAACAAGCAACUGAAACAGCAACAGAAGCAGGUAGUGGUGGAUGCGGUCAAUGACAACGUAGUUGUCCCGGCCAAGGAGGAGGAGGCGAAAAGGGGUUUGGACGAAGCUCUUCUCCGUAUUGGCACCACAGGUGGUGGGGCCAGUGGUGGUGUGGUUGGCGACUGCGGAGAGGAGAAGGAAGAGAUAGAGGAGAAGAAAAUGGGUGAUCAGGAUAGUGGAGCUCGGAGCAACGAUAAGGCCAAUGUUGGUGAAGAUGAGGGGAACACCGCUCCUGUCCCUGAGAGGGUUCAAGUCGGUGGUUCCCCUUGGUAUAAGAUAGAGAAAAAACUGGGGAAGGGUGGAUUUGGACAAGUAUAUGUUGGUCACCGUGUUAAUGGUGUAAAUAUGAAUGAGAGAACUGGACCUGGAGCUGUGGAGGUUGCAUUGAAAUUUGAGCAUAGAAGUAGUAAAGGAUGUAACUAUGGGCCACCACAUGAAUGGCAAGUAUACAACACUCUAGGUGGUAGUCAUGGUGUGCCAAGAGUACACUACAAGGGCAGGCAAGGUGACUAUUAUAUCAUGGUUAUGGAUAUGCUGGGACCUAGCUUGUGGGAUGUCUGGAAUAAUAACUCUCAUUCAAUGUCCACUGAAAUGGUUGCGUGUAUUGCCAUUGAAGCAAUAUCCAUAUUGGAGAAGAUGCACUCGCGCGGGUAUGUGCAUGGGGAUGUGAAGCCUGAAAAUUUUCUGCUCGGUUCUCCAGGGACCCCAGACGAGAAAAGAUUGUUUCUUGUUGAUCUUGGAUUAGCUUCUAGAUGGCGGGAUAAUUCAACAGGUGUACAUGUGGAAUAUGACCAAAGGCCAGAUGUUUUUAGGGGCACUGUCCGCUAUGCUAGUGUGCAUGCACAUUUAGGGAGAACUGCCAGCAGGAGGGAUGAUCUGGAAUCCCUUGCUUAUACGUUGAUUUUCCUUCUUCGAGGUCGUCUUCCUUGGCAGGGGUUCCAGGGAGAAAACAAAGGGUUUUUUGUUUGCAAGAAGAAGAUGGGAACAACUCCAGAGUGCCUGUGUUGCUUCUGCCCUCAGCCUUUUAGGCUUUUUGUUGAACAUGUAGUAAAUUUGAAGUUUGACGAAGAUCCUAACUAUGCAAAAUAUAUUUCUCUGUUUGAUGGGAUUGUUGGUCCAAAUCCUGACAUUAGACCCAUAAAUACAGAAGGUGCACAAAAGCUAAUUGGUCAUAAGAGAGGUCGGUUGGCUAUGGAAGAAGAGGACGAUGAGCAACCAAAAAAGAAGUUCCGAAUGGGUCUCCCAGCAACACAAUGGAUAAGUAUAUACAAUGCUCGCAGACCUAUGAAACAAAGAUAUCACUACAAUGUGUCAGAUGUAAGGCUUUCCCAGCACAUUGAAAAGGGAAAUGAGGAUGGCUUGUAUAUAAGCAGUGUCGCUUCUUGUUCAAACCUGUGGGCCAUAAUCAUGGAUGCAGGCACUGGUUUCAGCGACCAAGUAUAUGAACUUUCUCCUCAGUUUCUCCAUAAGGAAUGGAUAAUGGAGCAGUGGGAAAAAAAUUACUACAUCAGUUCAGUUGCUGGAGCUACAAACGGGAGCUCAUUAGUAAUCAUGUCCAAGGGCACAUCAUUUGUACAGCAAUCUUAUAAAGUUAGUGAUUCAUUUCCUUUCAAGUGGAUUAACAAAAAAUGGAGGGAAGGCUUUUAUGUUACUGCAAUGGCCACCUCAGGGGUCAGAUGGGGAGUAGUUAUGUCACGGGGUGCCGGAUUUUCUGACCAGGUGGUUGAACUGGAUUUCCUUUAUCCCAGCGAAGGGAUUCACAAGCGUUGGGAUCAUGGAUACCGCAUAACAGCGACUGCUGCAACUUGGGACCAGGCCGCCUUUGUGCUCAGUGUGCCGAGGAGGAAGCCUGCCGAUGAAACACAGGAAACCCUCAGGACUACGGUUUUUCCUAGUACGCAUGUUAAGGAGAAAUGGGCAAAGAACCUUUACAUUGCAUCAGUUUGCUAUGGGCGAACUGUUUCUUGAUGACUAAAUGUGAAGUGGCUUGGUCAGAGGCUCCAAGAAAUUUUGUUGACUAAGCUUGUAAUCAUUGCGAUGUAGAAAAGCUUCAUCAAAAACCUUACUAUGCCAAUCGUGUGAAGUUCUGUUUUGAUGUCAAUGAUUAGUUUCAUGGCCAUA